AUUACCAAAAAUGAUACCACGUAUAUACGUAUAUUCUUUUGUAUAUACACAAAUAAUAUCCACAUUUUGCAGCUUGUAGCUUUGUCUUCCUAAUCAAAAGGCAACAGAGCAGUUGGUGAAAAGAGAAAGAUAUGGUUUUCACUGAGAAGAAAGAAACAUUGGUGAAAGACUCGUGGGAGCUACUGAAGCUUGACAUUCCUCAACACAGCCUUCGUUUCUUCUCCCUGAUUCUUGAGAUUGCACCGGCUGCCAAGAACAUGUUCUCAUUUCUAAGAGACUCCGAUGAAUUUCCUCAGAAUAAUCCAAAGCUCAAGGCUCAUGCUGUUAAGGUUUUCAAAAUGACAUGUGAAUCAGCCAUUCAGCUAAGGGAAAAGGGAGAGGUGGUAGUGCCUGAAACAAGUUUGAAGCAUUUAGGAUCUGUUCAUCUUAAAAAUGGAGUCAUCCCUCUCCAUUUUGAGGUGGUGAAAGAAGCACUACUGAGAACAAUCAAAGAAGCAAGUGGAGAGAAAUGGAGUGAUGAGAUUGGUUGUGCUUGGGGUGAAGCCUAUGACCAGUUGGCUUCUGCUAUCAAAGAUGAGAUUGCCAAGGAAGAGGCUGCUUCAAAGCUACCUUCAAACUCUAGCUAAUGAAACAAUUACUGAUCAUGAUGAUGAUCUACUUGAAAUUUGUAUUAAUCAUGUAUAUCUGUAUUCGUUUCCAUAUGCAAGUGACCUAAUUAAUGUAUUAAUGUACAUCAGAAA
This is a messenger RNA of Ziziphus jujuba (common jujube), 740 nucleotides long. RefSeq names its product non-symbiotic hemoglobin 2. The record is from RefSeq and is a predicted model, not a curated record. The coding region runs from base 132 to 626 and encodes 164 amino acids. Gene Ontology annotation, molecular function: oxygen binding; heme binding. Lineage: Eukaryota; Viridiplantae; Streptophyta; Magnoliopsida; Rosales; Rhamnaceae. The transcript is spliced from 4 exons.